GGUCGUUUAAACAAAUUUUUAUCAGGGAUAUGUACGGCCUAGAAUAUAUUAGAUGGGGUACAGACAUUGUCCUGAUUAACAUUCAUGUUAAAUUCUGGAAUUAGAUUUAUCUCGUAAAAAUCCUGUAGAUUGACAACUUGGAUACCCCUUGGUGCUACUUGGAUACCCACUGUUGAUUAUUUUAUUUUUUGUGAAAUAAUUAUUCAAACAGAUAAAAAUGAAAAGGUUGGUAUUGAUGGUUAUAGUAAUGUUGAAAGCUUCUGUGAAUGCACAAUACUCACCUUACCAUCGACCAGGUACAGUGCACCACCAUCACAAUUCAGAACUGUUUGGUAUGGCAGAUCCACUUGAAUUGCCAAGCGAACCAUACCAAGAGACGUAUGAACCUACCUAUCGCACUCCAGUACCACCUGGUCACGCCCUCAACAGUGACGGCUACAUUAUUCCUACUAGCCAUGUUGUCACCAACCCCCGCCAGCAAUAUGGCGCCAGAAGUCCAGCACCCGUUCCAAUUUAUGAAACCAACAACCGCCCAACAGUCAUCAAUCCAAAUUAUGCCAUGAACAAUCCGCCAGCUGGCAACCCAAAUAUUCCAAUGAACAAUCCGCCAGCGGGCAACCCAAAUUUUGCAAUGAACCGACCUUCAGCGGGCAGUCCAAAUUUUGCAAUGAACAUUCCGCCAACGGGCAACCCAAAUUUUGCAAUGAACAAUCCGCCAGCGGGCAACCCAAAUUUUGCAAUGAACCGACCUCCAGCGGACAGUCCAAAUUAUGGAAUGAACAAUCCGCCAGCGGGCAACCCAAAUUUUGCAAUGAACAAUCCUCCAGCGGGCAACCCAAAUUUUGUAAUGAACGGAUCUCCAACAGGCAACCCCAAUUUCGCACUGAACAAUCCUCCAGCGGGAAAUGGAAUGAACAAUCCGAAUUAUGCCAUGAAUAAUCGCCCUUUGUAUGCUAAUCGUAGAAACGUGGCAAACAUAACCCCAUUUCAAGUUGGUGGAAAUUCAUAUAAUGGCCGAACACCACCCGGGUCCAUGUCGCACAGAGCUCCAAAUAACGUUCAAAACAACCAGCCUCCCAAAAUGAAUCCCAGUUUUGCUGCUAGGAAUCCGUAUUAUGGAGCUGGCAAUCCGAGAAACUAUGGCGCGGACAUCUCUUUAACCAGCAUGAAUUUCAAAAAUAUUAACACUCCCAACAAUGAAGGCCUACCACAAGCUAACUACAACCUUCCUCCGAACUUUGGAAGCAACCCCAUUCCCUACGAAGCUAUGAUGCCCCAAAAACCACCAGGCUACAGUGCCAACAAUCCUUUCAAAUACGGCGACAGACGUCGGGGUAGUUCUUUCAUUCCAUCUCCACCAAUUAUGAAAAGCCCAACGGCAAUAUGGGGGUGAAUAUGUAUUAUAGUUUCUGUGAAAUAUUCUAGAUUGUACAAAUGAAAUAUUUUAAAACGGUUUCGUGAGACAAAUGGCAAUUAAUUCAAAUGAAAAUGUGUAACAAUACUGUAAAUAUAAAGUACUCUUGCUACAAUAAAUG
This is a messenger RNA of Patella vulgata (common limpet), 1535 nucleotides long. RefSeq names its product circumsporozoite protein-like. Bases 218 to 1393 code for a protein of 391 amino acids. The record is from RefSeq and is a predicted model, not a curated record. The transcript is spliced from 3 exons. NCBI's taxonomy places the organism in Eukaryota, Metazoa, Mollusca, Gastropoda, Patellidae.